Messenger RNA from Diplodia corticola, 1638 nucleotides. Its product is annotated as gpi-anchored wall transfer protein 1. Gene Ontology annotation, cellular component: membrane; endoplasmic reticulum. Gene Ontology annotation, molecular function: glucosaminyl-phosphatidylinositol O-acyltransferase activity. Bases 1 to 1638 code for a protein of 545 amino acids. The record is from RefSeq and is a predicted model, not a curated record. The transcript has 2 exons. Gene Ontology annotation, biological process: GPI anchor biosynthetic process; protein localization to plasma membrane. Lineage: Eukaryota; Fungi; Ascomycota; Dothideomycetes; Botryosphaeriales; Botryosphaeriaceae.
AUGGUCCACGACAAGGCUGCGAAGGAGGCCUUCGUCUCCAACCUUCUUGGAGGCACAGUCUCCGAAAUCAACCUCGUCACUCUUGUCGCACCGUCAGCGCUUCUUCUCUGGUCUGUCUUGCAAGCGCGCCAAAACUUCUUCACCCCUUACACCGUUGCCGCUUGCGCAACCGACAUCCUCCUCAACUGCAUCGCCAUCCUCCUUGCGACCACGCUCUAUUCCUGGUCACCGCUACUACUCAACGCUCUUCUGAUUGCUCAUGCUGCAUUCGCCGCCUUCACAUCCGCUCCUCCGAGCACGCACAGCCACCCUCGCGUCCCUUCGCCUUCGCGAGACGCCGCGCCUACAAAAGACCCGCUUCCCCAGAAGCCAUUCGUAACAGCAUGGAGGGGCGCAAUGAUGAUUGUGACAUGCGCUGCAAUCCUGGCUGUUGAUUUCAGGGUAUUUCCUCGGCGCUUCGCCAAGGUGGAGAACUGGGGCACCUCUCUGAUGGAUCUGGGAGUUGGCUCAUUUGUCUUCUCUAGCGGCGUCGUCUCUGCGCGCGCCAUCCUCAAACAACAAGCCACUGGUAAAUCCUUGCCAUUGACUACGCGCCUUUACGCUUCAACGAGACACUCCUUGCCCCUCCUUGUCCUUGGGCUGAUCCGCCUUUGGACUGUCAAGGGCCUUGAAUAUGCCGAGCAUGUGACCGAGUACGGCGUGCACUGGAACUUCUUCUUUACUCUGGGCUUCUUGCCUCCAUUUUUGGCCCUCUUUGAGUCCGCAUUCGUAUUACUUCCGUCCUUCACGGCCUUGUCCAUAAUCCUCGGUGUUACAUAUGAGGGCGCACUGGAUUUCACGGACCUUACGGCUUUCAUAGUGUCGGCCCCUCGAACCAACCUUUUCAACCAGAAUCGCGAAGGCAUCUUCUCCUUCUUCGGAUAUCUUGCCGUCUUUCUUGCCGGGCGCGCCACCGGCAUGAACAUCCUACCCCGGGAUGUCGGCGCAGAUGAGGCUCCCACCGCCGAAACCGACAGCAAUCGUGGUCGUACCUCUCGGCGCGGGACCAACCUCCGCAAGAACUGCCUGAAGCUUACGCAAGCAUCUCUGAACGAACUCCGCGGUGAAAUCAGCCGCGUGCGAUUCAACCCCUUGCGCAUUUCCUUUGCCUCUCUUCCUCAAACGAACCAGCUCUACGGGAUCCUCAAGCGCUCUGCUUUCGGCCGUCUUCUCUUCUGGUCCAUCAUCUGGAGCACCAUGUAUAUCUUCUCCACUAGCUAUUAUGGUCUUAACCUACGCGUCUCGCGCCGCCUCGCCAACCUUCCGUACUUUCUCUGGGUGUCGGCCUUCAACUGCAGUCAACUCGCCUUAUUUUGCGCCAUUGAGACAAUCUUCUUCCCCGGCAUCUACUCGGCGAAGACGCAAAGCGAAGAGAGCAAGAGAGCAAAGGAAGCGACAAGCAGAGUCCUGAAUGCGUUCAAUAGGAAUGGCUUGGCCAUCUUCUUGUUCGCUAAUCUGCUAACUGGACUGGUAAAUCUGACCAUUCCGACGCUGCGAGUCACUCAGAUGCAGUCAAUGGCUGUGUUGGUGGCAUAUAUGAGCGUUCUGAGCGGUGUGGCGCUGGCUUUGGAUGCGUACAACAUUAGCAUCAAGUUGUGA